Molecule: messenger RNA, 4347 nt
Organism: Lichtheimia ornata
Lineage: Eukaryota; Fungi; Mucoromycota; Mucoromycetes; Mucorales; Lichtheimiaceae
Exons: 5
Coding region: 1-4347 (1448 amino acids)
Biological process (GO): regulation of transcription by RNA polymerase II
Cellular component (GO): Set3 complex
Source: RefSeq, a predicted model, not a curated record
AUGAGCGUUGCUGGCUCAACUUCCUCGCGGGGAACUCAUUCGCGAUCCAGAUCCAGAUCACGAUCGAGAUCACCACCACCAUUCUAUAACGACACUCGAAACGGUCCUCCACGCUACUCGUCGCGUUACGAUUCAUAUUCUUAUCGUCCUUCUCGUGGUCCCAAUGCGCUAGACGACUACAGAGACUUCAGAGACCGUGAUCGUGACAGACCUUCCAUGGGCUUAAGAGAAGAUAGAUACAUUCCACGCAGCCGUGAUAGGGAUAUACGCUAUUCGCGAUAUUAUCGUGAUGAUAUGCCACCUCCACCUUCACAUUAUCCUCCGCCAUCAUUACUGCCUUCAAGAGAGUAUUCCAAAUCAACACCAUCCAUGCGUCGUGAAGCUAGUCCCGAUAGGAUGAUCAAGGAUCUCAAGUCGGCAUCAUCUGCUGGUAGUGCAUCAAAGGAAAUUAAGGAUGAUCCACGAAUGCCAAGCAAUGGAUCUGACAGCUAUACACCGCCGCCAUCACGUUACACCGAAUGGAGAGAUCGAGACCGUGAUCGUGAAAGACGCUACAGAGAUGAUGAUCAUCGUUGGAGAGAUAGAGACAACUAUAUGAUGCGUUAUGAUUCUUCCGGUUAUGGUGGUGGUAGUAGUGGUGGUAACAAUAGCAGUGGUGGUGGUCCUCCUCCUCCUCCUCCUUCUUAUGGACCCCCUUUUGGUGGUGAUUCUUAUCGACCCGACCGUGACAACAGAGACCGUGGUCUUCCUUCUUCACCUGCUAGUGCCGGUGGAUAUUAUGAUCGUGAUCGCCUUGAUGAUCGUGACUUUUAUCGCCAUUCAGCACGUAACGCUAUGGAUUCCGAUCGAUAUCGCAGCCGUCGACCAUGGCCACCUAUCAACAUUUCAAAUCAAAGUAAUUCAGGAUUUCCUAGUGGUGCACCUACUGGACUCAAAACAAGAGAUCGUGAUCGUGAAAUAAGGAGUCCUCGCAAUGGUCCAUCACCCACAAGCACACCACCUUGGGUUUCAUCACGCAACAAUCGAGAAGAUUCAAGAUUGGAUAUACGUCAGGAUCAUCAAGAUAAACGACCCUUGUCAGCUACUACGCAAAUGUCGUUGGAUGAUGAAAAAGAACCUGGCGAAACAAGUGAAACGGAUGAGAUGCCAGAGGAUGUUGUCAUGGCAACCACAGCAACCAUCGAUACUACUGCACCCAAAGACAUUCAGCCAUCAUCAUCAGCUACUGUAUCAUCUGCCGUGGAACAACCAUCACAGCCUAAUCAAUCUGCCGGCAUCCCGCAAUCACAAUCUGAGCCGAUAUUGAAUAUCCAGCCUAUGAAAACGGAUGAUACUGAUAUUGAAAACAAAGUCAAAACCGAGCCAGUUGAGACAACUACUACCACUACAGCAGCAACGGAUUCAGCUGAAGCAACCACUACGGGAGGGGAAAUGACGCAACAAGAGAUUGUGGAACGUAUUGGUCAAAUUGAAGAUGAUAUUGCAAUGUAUGAAGAAAUGCUUUCCAAACGUGAGGAUGAGAGCAAAAAAGACAUUGUCAAUGUGGCAACAUUAUCCAGCACAAAAGAGAAUGCCAUACCUUAUUCAUCAGCCAAUGAAGAACAAAAGGAAAAGGAUGAGCAAGAAGCAGCAAAGCAACAGGCACUUGAAAUCAUCAAUCGGGAUGGUCAGGGUCAAGGCAUCACUGAUAUUGAGAACAUGGAGCUCAAAGCAUCUCCCAUCAUGCGAAAGAGACCGCAGCUGUUGAUCAACCAGGUGCGCACCAGUGAUGAGGAAGACGAUUUGCUUUGCGAGAAGCUUUUGAAAGAGAAUCAAUGUGUUGCUAAGGCGAACUCAAUCAUGGUUGGUGGCUGGCAGGGCAAACCAGAUGAUCCAGAGAAUUGGGCUGAUGAAGAGAAAUGGUGUAAGCCAUUGUAUCCACGCAUCGAUGAGUAUCCUUGUUUCAAAGAGAAUAUCAAACGAUUUGAGGAGAUCAAAACAUCACUGGCAGCAAGCUUGGCUAGCAGACAAAAGGAUUUGGAGCAAAAGGGGAAGCGACUCAAGCGUGAAUACAAGCGAUAUUAUGAGACAUGGAAGAGCAAGAAUUUGGCAUUGGAUCGCAUUCAUGAUCAGAAACGAAGAAUACCUGAUAGAGGCAGCCUUUAUCGAUCACGACGACGUGUUGAAGAGGAGCCGGAUGAUUAUGUUGAUGGUGUUAUCUUUAAUGGGGAUCCAUUUGAAGGCUUGCGAUUUGGCACGGAUGGCACUUCUGGAUAUAGUGGUGGGCCCAACAAAGGUGCAUGGACAUCGGAUGCUGCUCGUUCCGAAGCUGAACUUCUUGAAAUUAUCCAAUCGCUUGAAUCAGCUGAUAUGAGGAAUCCUGAAUUACGAGCUGCAAAGACCACAGCAACGAUCCCGGAUAUGAUUCUCGAUGCUAAGGAAAGAAUUCGAACGUUUGAUGAUCGCAGAGGAUUAGUCACGGAUCCGUUGACAUAUUAUCACACUGGUCAUGAUACGGGUGAUACGUGGACACAACAAGAAAUGACGGCAUUUAUGGAAGGCUACAUGCAAUAUCCAAAGCAAUUCGAGAAGAUAGCAGCAGCCGUUGGUACAAAGAGUGCUCCCCAAUGUGUCCUUUUUUAUUAUCGAAAGAAGACCAAGAUCGAUUUUAAAGCGUUGGUGAGCAAGGGACGCCGUGGAAAAGCUGGUAGAAAGCGUGAUCGAUUGGCCGAAGCUGUAAGACGUGCCAGUGGCAGUGCUGCUUAUUCCACUCGCAAGGCUAAGAGUAAGGGAUCCGCUUUGAUGGCUGAUAUUGGCGAAGCACAAGUAUCACGAAAGGCGAAGCAAAAGGAGACCGAACGCAAGGUUAAGGAUACUCGUGGGUUGAUGGAUCCCAAUACUUAUUUGGAAGGCGUACAAGAAAGACGACGUGGCAAACGACCGGUGAUACCUACAUCAUCUCAACUUCCAGCUGAUGACAUUGACAAGACACGAGGCACAGCAACUGAUAAACGACGUAAUGCACGACGUAAAGGUCGAUCACCUAAAGCAGCGUCCACUGGUGAAGCUGAGGAAAUGUAUGUGGAUGAAGCAACAACUUCAGAAGCAACCAAUGAACGAGCUGUGGCACCUACUGCCAGGUGGACUGAAAAGGACAAAGAAGCUGCUGUGGAUGGAUUUAAGCGUCAUGGUCGUGAUUUCGUGCGUGUGGCAUCAUUGGUGGGUACGAAGACUGAGGAUCAAUGUCGCAACUUUUAUCACAAUUACAAGCGCAAAUUCGGUCCGAACGCAUUCAAUGAAGAAAAUGAAGCCAAAUCAGAAUUCAAUGCUGAGGAGGAAGAUGCAGCUGCAACAUUGAUGGGUUUGCAUAUGAUGGGUACAGCUUCAGAGCAACCAUCUCCAUCACCACCACCUCCACCAACACCAGCAGUAACCACAACAACAACAGCAACAGCUCACGUACGAACACUUUCAUCACAAGCUGAGACACAAAAGCAAUCACGAGCCACACCUGCAACAGGAAGACGACGUAGAGCACGUACAUCAUCUGGCAAAGUGGUCGAUAGCGAAAUGAUGGAAGAAUGGAUGGAAGCCGAGUUUUCUGGUCGUGGCAUGCGCAAGACCGUUUCUGAUACUACUGCUAAGCGACCUGCAUAUUCAUCUUAUUGGUCGGUGUCCGAACGUGGUGACUUUGUACGCUAUCUCGAGCAAUAUGGACGUGAUUGGAAAAAGGUGGCCGAAGCAUUGGGAUCCAAAACAGCCACUCAAGUGCGUAACUUUUACAUGAACAAUAAUGAAAAGAUGCAGCUGGAUGAAGUCAUACAACGUCAUCAAUUGGCCCAACAACGAGAAAGACCACCUGGUUUACCUUAUCCGUCAACGAGUGAACCCUUACCAUCAGCCAUGCAAACCGGUUAUUACGCUUCACCUAUUGCUGGACAACCACCACAACCACCAUCAUCAUCACAUCUCCAAACAUCAGGAUCACCUCCUGUGGUACCUCCUCCAGGGAUGAUUCAUUCAUAUGGACCUCCACCUACAGCUACUACAUCGGCACCAACAAUGUAUGUUCCUCCAUCAUCGUCAUCACCAUCAUCACACGUCACCGCGUCUUCAUUCAGCCCUAUACAUCAUCAUCAUUCAUCUCCUCAACCAAUUACAUCAAGCAGUGCAUAUUCACCACAUCCUCAUCACCAUCCACAAACAUCCUCCUCCUCAUCCACUGCUCAACAACAACAACAACAACAACCGCCGUCUCGUACAAUGAGCCCAUCAGCAUCAGUGACCCGAGUAGCCGAUUUGCUCAAUAGCGAUGAGACAAAUGAUACCAGCAGCCAAAAACAAAACUGGGAGUCAUGGUUCUCUUAA